AUGUCAAAAGUCAAUCAGGAACUUUAUGAAAGAGCAAUACAGAUAAUAAAUUAGGACGCAUAGAUAUAUCAAAAAUUAAAUGCAACUCAAUUUGAUAAAGGAUUGGAUCUUUUUGAGAUUUAUUCAGAAUGCUAUGAUAUAAAUGUUAUUGCUAACAAUAAUGUCUAAAGAAUAAUAACAUCUAUUGAUUCAGAAUCCAAAAGUAUUUAUGAAAAAGAAAAAGAGUUUGAACAAAAUGAUGCUUUAAUUUAGUUAUAAUUUUUACUCAAAUAAAUAUAAAACUAGUACUCAAGUGAUAUCAGAUAUUAGAAAAUUAUAGCUGCUACUGAAGAACUUAUUUCUUUUAUAGAGAAUCAUAGUGAUCUUUGUAAAAGAUUCCGAAUAUAAAGUGAUCAAUUAAUAUACUUAAGAAUAUGUGGUUAAGAUCCUCUUUAAUCACUUAUUUUAAAAUCUGGACUAAAUUUACUUACUGAAUGGUUGGUGGCAAUGUUAUACAAAUUAAGAAUAAACAAAAAAAUUGAGUUUGAGGCUAAAACUUAGGCGAGAUAUUAAGCGAAUGUAGUGUUAGAGUUUGUCUUGAAAACGUAGGAUUCUGGCGUAAAAAAUAAAAAGGAGUAUUAACAAAGAAUAAGGGAAACUUUAUUAGCAGAUUCAUCGUUGACUGCAGAGAUCUUAUCAGAGGGAUUUGCUUUAUCAAAAUUAACAGAAUAUUUAGUUGGAUCGUUGUAAGGGGGCUGUUGUGAGAUUAGUCAAUGGGUAAAGAGUGUGAAAUAGAUUGCAAAUUUGAAAUUGAAUGGUACAUCGAAUACGUCUGAAAACUAGUGA
Paramecium tetraurelia is the source of this 825-nucleotide messenger RNA. RefSeq lists its product as uncharacterized. Lineage: Eukaryota; Ciliophora; Oligohymenophorea; Peniculida; Parameciidae. The transcript has 2 exons. The record is from RefSeq and is a predicted model, not a curated record.